AGACGAUGGAGGGAGAUCUCUUCAAUGCCGGUCCCAAAUUAGCCGAUUGCAGUUCUUACCUUCAGGCAGUUUGUGUGCUCGUGCUCUUACUUGAGUUUGACCAUUCUUCUUCUUCCGAGUGUUUAUUCCCCUAGAGUGCUAGCAAAAUGGCCGACACGUUGCUGGCUAUUGCCUCUGUCUCCCUGGCUGAGGGGUACUUUUUGCAGCGCUCCGUCUUGAAUGAACAUUCUUUCCAUUCCGUCUGCCUUGGGGCAGUGGGUGUCAAUUUAGCCCUGAAAAUAUUCUGGGAUUUCAUUAUAUAUCCUUUCUUCAUCACGGCAAAUCGUCAUUUGCCAACCGUCAAGGGCACCUUUGUAAAUGGGAAAAUCAUCUUUGACAACCCGCGGGGCCGGCUUCCCUUGCAAUGGAUGAAAACAAUCCCCAACGAAGGCCUGAUUCAUUUCCGAGAUGUGUUCAAUCGCAGCCAUCUAUUGCCUACCACUCACCAGGCUCUUUUGGAUAUCAUGAGCACCAAUACUUACGACUUUGAGAAACCAUGGCGUGCUCGCGAGUUCCUCGCUCGGAUCAUUGGCUUCGGCCUGAUCCUGUCUGAGGGCGCCGCGCAUAAGAAGCAGCGCAAGGCCUUGACUCCCGCCUUCAACAUCAAGAACAUUCGCUCACUGUACUCCCUGAUGUGGGAGAAGACUGGCCUCUUUCUUGAUGAACUGGAGAAGGAGAUCCGGCAGAAUCCAAUGGAAGGAACAACUCCGGAGGAGGGCGUGGGUAAGGUCGAAAUGAGCGUGUGGGCGAGCCGUCUCACUCUCGAUAUCAUCGGUCCGGCGGCCAUGGGUAGAGACUUUCGCUCUCUGCACAACCCAGAAAACAAAGUUGCCGAUAGCUUUCUUGCUAUUCUGGAACCAACCAAGGAGAAGAUGGCCUUCCUCGCCAUCAACUUCAUUCUUCCACAAUGGUUUGCACGGCGACUACCCUGGCGUCUGAACAAGGUGAUUGACACCGAAACCGGUUUCCUGCGUGAUUUAUGUAAGGACAUUGUUCGUGAGAAGAGGAAGACCAUUGUUUCCAGCAACAUGACCGCCAAGGAGCUGGAGGCAGAUAUCCUGGGAACCAUGAUGGUGGGCGGGGAUUUUACGGAUGACGAACUGGUGGAUCAAAUGCUGACCUUCCUGGCGGCUGGUCAUGAGACGACCGCCAGCGCACUCACCUGGGCCUGCUACCUUCUUACCCUCCACCCCGAUGUUCAAGAGCGUCUGCACGCGGAGAUUCGUGAGCAUAUCCCGUCUGGCGACCACCCUAUCACCUGGAGCGAUCUCGAAUCAAUGCCUCUGCUCAACGGCGUUUGCCAGGAAGUCCUGCGUCUAUAUCCCACCGUCCCCAUCACAAUCCGCGAAGCCGUCCGCGAUACGACCAUAGCGGGCAAGCACGUUCCCAAAGGCACUCAACGCUGGAUCGACACUGACAAGAAUGGCCAGAAGGUCGUCAACCACAAUGGUGGGGCGUCGACAAACUAUGCGCAAAUCACGUUCUUGCAUGGUCAGCGGUCCUGUAUUGGGAAGGACUUUGCUCGCGCCGAAUUGCGCUGUGCGGUUGCUGGUGUUGUGGGGCGCUUCAAGUUUGAGAUGCAGGAUCCUAAGCAGGAAAUUCAUAUUGCUGGCGCUGUGACGACCAAGCCUGUUGAGGGAAUGCAUUUGAAAAUGACCCGGGUGGAUGGAUGGUGA
Molecule: messenger RNA, 1715 nt
Organism: Aspergillus novofumigatus IBT 16806
Lineage: Eukaryota; Fungi; Ascomycota; Eurotiomycetes; Eurotiales; Aspergillaceae
Product: cytochrome P450
Exons: 5
Coding region: 147-1715 (522 amino acids)
Molecular function (GO): oxidoreductase activity, acting on paired donors, with incorporation or reduction of molecular oxygen; heme binding; iron ion binding
Source: RefSeq, a predicted model, not a curated record